AUGCCUCAAACUCGUGGACGUAGCAAUAGUAGAAAGGACAAAUCUUCUCCUGAACAAUUCAAACCCAAACGUGGACGUAGACGUGGACGAAAUAAUACACCUCAAGAAGAACAAUUUUUAACUGCUAACAGUGGACGAGGCUGCGGACGUGGACGUGGACAAAGUAACAAGAAAUCACAUCUCUUGAAUGAAAUCUUAGAAGAUAGUGAUUAUGAGGAUACAAUAGAACCAUCGUUAUCCGGACCUUUUAAUUUGUUACCUCUAAAUAAUACGGAUUUAGAAGAACUUGAUAGUGCAUUGGCUCCACGUCCGGAAUCUAGGAAUUUGAAUACAUCAACUCCUUUACGUGAAGUUCAAAGUAAUGAACUUGAAAAUUUAUCAGCUCCUCCGCGUCUGGAACGUCCAGCAUCUAGAAGUUUGAAUACAUCAACUCCUUUACGCGAAAUUCAAAGUAAUGGACUUGAAUUAUCAUUUCCUUCACGUUCGGAACGUCCAGAAUCUAGGAGUUUGAAUACAUCAACUCCUUUACGCGAAAUUCAAAGUAAUGGACUCGAAAAUUUAUCAGCUCCUCCGCGUCUGGAACGUCCAGCAUCUAGGAGUUUGAAUACAUCAACUCCUUUACGCGAAAUUCAAAGUAAUGGACUUGAAUUAUCAUUUCCUUCACGUUCGGAACGUCCAGAAUCUGUCUCUUAUACACAUCUAGAUGUGUAUAAGAGACAGAUUCAAAGUAAUGAACUCGAAAAUUUAUCAGCUCCUCCGCGUCUGGAACGUCCAGCAUCUAGGAGUUUGAAUACAUCAACUCCUUUACGCGAAAUUCAAAGUAAUGGACUUGAAUUAUCAUCUCCUUCGCGUCCAGGAUUGAGGGAUUUGAAUUCCCCAGCUUCUUUACGUUCUUUUAAUGCGUCUGCUUCUUCUACACUUCCAUCAUGUUUCAAUGACAUGGAUACGAUUUUCCAACUAGCUACUUGGCUAUGUGCGAAUCCGAAUGUUCUUCAAUUUGCUAACGCUAUAUAUUCGUCAAUGCAAACGUCGCUCGCAAAUGGGCAACAGUUCACAUCAUCAAAUUUGACAAAUCCAACAAAAUUACAAUUGCAAUCAACAUUGCAUGAAGAUAAAUCAAAGGUAAGCCGCGAUUUUUUAGAAGAGCUAAAAUGUCUCUUUCUACGCGUCAGAAAUCCUCCAAAACGUGCCCUUGAGGAAUUGGUACAACAAAUAAUCAAGUGCGAUCUCAACUCAGCUGAAGGCUUGGAAUGGUUAAGGAUCGCGAAUAGGCAAUUUGGAGAUUUCAGAAAUAAAUUUCUCGACGGGAUUGAAAAAUUGGUUGAUUCGCUUAAAGAAAAAAGAAAAGGUCAAAGUAUUCCUGAAACAAUUCUACCGUGA
Messenger RNA from Rhizophagus irregularis DAOM 181602=DAOM 197198, 1380 nucleotides. RefSeq lists its product as uncharacterized. NCBI's taxonomy places the organism in Eukaryota, Fungi, Glomeromycota, Glomeromycetes, Glomerales, Glomeraceae. The record is from RefSeq and is a predicted model, not a curated record.